This is a messenger RNA of Ascochyta rabiei, 171 nucleotides long. RefSeq lists its product as uncharacterized. Lineage: Eukaryota; Fungi; Ascomycota; Dothideomycetes; Pleosporales; Didymellaceae. The coding region runs from base 1 to 171 and encodes 56 amino acids. The transcript has a single exon. The record is from RefSeq and is a predicted model, not a curated record.
AUGGCAAACAUGCUCGCAGGAUCAGCGCUCCAGCAUGAGGGUUACAAUAGACUCUUGGGCGGAGAAAUACCUUGUUGUGCGUCCUGCGCAGCAGAUCACUUCAAGUAUUUAGCUGCGGGUUUUCCCACAAUUCACGCGCUCGUAACACGUCUAUUUCCCCUCUUUCUGUGA